Messenger RNA from Closterium sp. Yama58-4, 4068 nucleotides. Lineage: Eukaryota; Viridiplantae; Streptophyta; Zygnematophyceae; Desmidiales; Closteriaceae. The record is from the annotation of a GenBank genome assembly.
AUGGCGAGCGGCACGGUGAAUCCGUCAGCACUGAAAGCCCCAGCUCCCGUAGGCUUGCCGAUCGCGUCGCGCGCCGAAGGACGUGGCAAGAAUCGAUCGCGGCGUGGUGUUGGCGUGAAGAUCCCGUCGGGCUUCCUCCAGGGCCACUCGAUCGCAAAGGCCUUACCGUUUUCGUCCAGAUCUGUUGAUUCUUUGCAUGGCAUCCAUCCCGGUCGAUUAUCUGGUAACCCGGUAACUCGUAGGUCGGCAGCAACGAAUGGCGAUAACGAAUGGCGGCUUUUCACGUCAGAUCCGUCCAGUGACGAGGAGAAUGAGCCCGUGAAAUCAGCCGUAACAAGCAGUGGCGAAGAGUUUUCGCAGACGAAUGGCGCUGAAAACGCAGCCGGGGGGAGCGCAGGGGGGAAAAGCGCAGCAGGGGAAAGCGCAGCGGAACCGAGCGCACAGGCUCAUGCAGCCGGCGCAAGUGCCCCCGAGGCGCCGCCGCCCGCACUCGAGGCCCCCCUUGCUUCGCCCGGUUCUUCUGGUUCCGCAACCGGCGUGCGGGGCUCCGAAUCGCCUCUUAGCGCGCUGCGCGUUAUGUUGGAAGUUGCGGAGCAAGAACUAGCAACGGCUCGGAACCGGUCUCUGGCCGCCGAAGUCGAGGCGCAGCGCGUCGCGGAGCGAGCGAUUGAGCUAAAGGACGCGGCUGUUGCGGCGGAGAACGCGGUGGAUGAGGUGCUGCGUGACGUGGAAUCUGAGCUGGCUUUCGAGGUGGCAGCGCAGAAGGCGCUGAACGCUGCUGACGCGGCGUUCGUUGCGCAAGAGGAGGCGACGACGGUGGCGGAAGCAGAAUUGCGCGCAGCGCUGCUAGAGUUCGUUAAUAGAGAGGGCGAAGCGGGAAGGUCAGAGGAGGAAGGAGGAGUGGGGAGCGCCGAUCCGGAAACAGGCGCGGGGGGAAAGCCUUCUGCGGAAAAAGUUACCGCGGAAAGGGUAGCCGCGCUGAAGACGGCUGCAAAAGAGGCGCAGGAAUUGCUGCAGGCGCGCAGGGAGGAGCUGCGGACGCGGCGGGAGGCGCUUACGCAGGUGCAGGCGCGCAAGGAGCGGCUGCUGCAGCUGGCGGCGGUGCGGGCGGAGCGCGCGGGGGAGGAGCGGAGGUUGGCGCAGGAGGCGGAGGAGCGCGCGGCAGCGAGCAUGGCGGCGGCGGAAGAGGCGGUGGCGGGGGAGGUGGAGGCGAAUAGGCGCGUGUCGGACGCGAGCAAGGCCAUCAGCAGGGCGGAGAAGCUGAGCAAAGACAUCGCCAAGGCAAGGGAGAAGGCGGCGCUGCUGACGGUGGAGAAGGAGGCGCUGCUGGCCAAUGAGGUGGCCCGGGCGUCUGCUGCGCUGGCAUCUACAGAGCGGGAGGAGCGCGAGGAGGCAGCCAAGGGAGAGAUUGUGGUGCCGAGCGGUGGUGAGGAGACUGGGAAGGAAGGGGGGUUCACUGGGGAGGUAGUGCCUGCUGCUGCAAGCAACGGUGGGUUGAAGAGUGCAGGUAGCAGUGCUACCGUUGCUGCUGCGCCUGUGGGAAAGGUUCCAGGGGAAGGGAACGGGGUGGCACGUGUCAGCCUGGAAUUGGACAAGGCAGGGACGGUGGAGAUAGAUGGGGGAGAGGUGGAAUCACCUGAUGCAGUCCCAGCUGCAUCAGCAGCCCCAGGAUCUGCACCAACUCCCAAAUCUGGCUCAUCAGCAUCAUCAUCAUCAUCAGCAUCAUCAUCAGCAUCAUCAGCAUCAGCAUCAGCAGGAGCAGCAUCGGGAAUGUCUAAGCCCAAAAAGUCCUCCCGCUGGGUCUCCGCAUCUUUCUUCUCUGCACCAGAUGACACCUCCCCCGCCGCAGGUGCCACCUCCCCCUGGGCGUGGCUGCAGGGCGCCCUGCCCCGCGCGCUCGCCUCCCUCAGAAGGCACCUCCCCAAGGCCGUGGUGGCGUUUGUCGUUUUGCUGCUGGGGUGCGUGGCGCUGAACGCGCGCAUGGAGAAGCGGGCGGCGCAGCAGAGGGGACAGGGACAGCACGUGCCUCCCGUGACGAUGGCGGUGAUGGAGGUGGAGCACAAGGCGGUGCGGCCGCUAGUGGCGGAGGUGCAGCGCGUGGGCAUGCGGGUGAGGGAGAUGGUGGAGAAAAUGCCGAAGCACGAGCCGAAUGAGGAGGAGGCGUCGCUGUAUGACGUGCUCUGGCUGCUGCUCGCCAGUGUGGUGUUUGUUCCGGCCUUCCAGAAGCUUCCCGGAGGUGAGUGGGGAGUGGUGAUUAGCGGCGUUGAGUGGCAGCCCAGUGCUGGGCUAUCUAGCAGCGGGCGCCCUCACCGGCCCAUACGCGCUGUCAGUCAUCAAGCAUGUGCACGGCACCAAGGCACUCUUACCACUCUCUCCACUCUCUCCCUCCCCUUUUCUCCCCACACCACAGGCAGCCCCGUGCUGGGCUACCUGGCAGCUGGUGCCCUGAUCGGCCCGUACGCACUGUCAAUCAUCAAGCACGUGCACGGCACCAAGGCGCUAGCAGAGUUUGGCGUCGUCUUUCUCAUGUUCAACAUCGGCCUCGAGCUAUCCCUAGAGCGACUCAACUCCAUGCGCAAAUACGUCUUCGGCCUUGGCUCCGCACAGGUGCUGGUGACAGCGGUGGUGGUGGGAGUGAGUGUGGCGCUGCUAGCAUCGGUGUCAGGCCCGGCUGCUCUCGUCAUUGGCAGCGGACUCGCCCUCUCUUCUACUGCCGUUGUGCUGCAGGUGCUGCAAGAACGAGGAGAGAGCACCUCUCGCCACGGCCGUGCAACCUUCUCGGUCCUUCUCUUUCAGGAUCUGGCAGUGGUCGUGUUGCUCAUCCUCAUCCCCCUCCUUGCACCCUCCCCGGCUUCUGCUGAUGGGUCCGUGGGUCUGGCAGCCAUAGCGAAGGCGCUGGGCCUGGCAGCGAUGAAGGCAGUUGUUGCCAUUGCGGGCAUUUUUGCAGGCGGCAGACUGCUGCUGCGUCCCAUCUACCGCAGCAUGGCGGAGAAUCACAACGCGGAGAUCUUUGCAGCCAACACGCUGCUAGUCGUGCUCGGCACCUCCGUGCUCACCGCACAGGCGGGCCUAUCAAUGGCGCUUGGAGCAUUUCUAGCGGGGCUGCUACUAGCAGAGACAGAGUUUGCUCUGCAGGUGGAGUCGGAUAUCAACCCCUACCGCGGCCUGCUGCUCGGGCUCUUCUUCAUGACUGUGGGCAUGUCAAUCGACCCCAAGCUGCUCAUAGCGCGCUUCCCUCUCAUCAUCGCAUCGAUAGCGGCGCUCAUUAUUGGCAAGACAGCGCUCAUAACAGCCAUGGGUCGCUCCUUCGGUCUCUCCACCAUCGCUGCUGUGCGCACUGGCCUGCUGCUGGCGCCUGGAGGAGAAUUUGCCUUUGUUGCUUUCGGGGAAGCCGUGCAAAAGGGCAUCAUGCCGGCGCAGCUCUCAUCACUGCUCUUCCUAAUCGUCGGCAUCAGCAUGGCCAUCACGCCCUGGCUUGCGGGUUUCGGUCAGCUGCUGGCAGCGCGGUUCGACCAGCAGGACGUGAGGAGCUUAGAGCCACAGGAGACAGAAACGGACGACCUGCAGGGGCACAUCAUCAUCUGUGGCUUCGGCCGGGUGGGGCAGAUUAUUGGGCAACUGCUAUCCGAGCGCCUCAUCCCCUUUGUCGCCCUCGACGUGCGCACUGAGAGAGUCAGUGCAGGGCAGUCCCUGGACCUGCCAGUGUAUUUCGGCGACGCGGGCAGCAGGGACGUGCUGCACAAGGUGGGGGCAGAGCGGGCUGCGGCGGCCGUCAUUACUCUCGACACACCCGGAGCCAACUACCGCGCGGUGUGGGCGCUGACUCGCAACUUCCCACACAUCAAGACGUUUGUGCGCGCCCAUGACGUCGACCAUGGGAUCAACCUGGAGAAGGCUGGCGCCACUGCUGUGGUGCCAGAGACGUUGGAGCCGAGUCUGCAGCUGGCUGCAGCCGUGCUCGCCCAGGCCAAGCUCCCGCCAGCGGAGAUUGCUGCCACACUGGACGACUUCAGAGUGCGACACCUGGCAGACCUCAACGAGACAUCAAUGGGCUUUGCAUCAUCAUAA